AUGGAUAUAACUAUUCUCACAUCUAUUAUGUCCGGAGGAAUUGGUGUUUUGGUCGGUUGGUGUGUGUUCCGCAGGUUCGGUGGCAAACGGGCUAAUUUAACGUCAAAAGUGACUCGUUUCGAGCCUGUACAUGGCAAAAUGAAGAUGGUAAUAAUAGUUCGGUCCGAUCUCAAAAUGGGUUGUGGAAAAAUCGCUGCUCAGUGUUCACAUGCUGCCAUUUCGUGUUAUGAGGAAAUUACCGAAACAAAUCCGGGGAUUUUGGAAGCAUGGGAGGCGCAAGGACAGCCGAAAAUCGUACUUCGAGUUGAAAACUACGAGGAAAUGCUAAAACUAUCCAAUAAAGCUGAAUCUUUGGGUCUAGUAAAUUCAAUAAUACAUGACGCCGGUCACACACAGGUGCCUGAAGGUACUGCCACUGUUCUCGGAAUAGGACCAGCAUUAGCUUCUGAUAUCGACUCUGUUUCCGGUGGUUUAAAAUUGCUGCCUUAA
Messenger RNA from Schistosoma turkestanicum, 489 nucleotides. Lineage: Eukaryota; Metazoa; Platyhelminthes; Trematoda; Strigeidida; Schistosomatidae. The record is from the annotation of a GenBank genome assembly.